AUGCCUACGCGCUACACUUCACAAGAAUAUGCGAACAUGCACCUCAUCUAUGAGGAAUGCAGAUGCAACGCAAGUACCGCCGCUAGACUUUAUCGUGAAAGAUAUCCAAAUUUAGAGCGCUAUUCGGAUCACCGCGUGUUUGUUAAUGUGCAUCGUUCACUCACGGAGGGCGGCCAUUUCCCGAAUCAAAUACGGACUGGAGGUAGAGCUCGCUUUCCUAACGAGGAAGAAGUGUUACAAAAGGUCGCAGAUGACCCAAGUAUUUCCGUUCGUGGAAUUGAAGAAAGAACGGGAAUACCC
Molecule: messenger RNA, 300 nt
Organism: Iphiclides podalirius (scarce swallowtail)
Lineage: Eukaryota; Metazoa; Arthropoda; Insecta; Lepidoptera; Papilionidae
Source: the annotation of a GenBank genome assembly